Melitaea cinxia (Glanville fritillary) is the source of this 1570-nucleotide messenger RNA. RefSeq names its product zinc finger protein 665-like. Gene Ontology annotation, biological process: regulation of transcription by RNA polymerase II. NCBI's taxonomy places the organism in Eukaryota, Metazoa, Arthropoda, Insecta, Lepidoptera, Nymphalidae. The record is from RefSeq and is a predicted model, not a curated record. Gene Ontology annotation, molecular function: DNA-binding transcription factor activity, RNA polymerase II-specific; RNA polymerase II transcription regulatory region sequence-specific DNA binding. Bases 1 to 1521 code for a protein of 506 amino acids. Gene Ontology annotation, cellular component: nucleus. The transcript is spliced from 9 exons.
AUGCUUAUAUCGGACUAUGAAUUAAAACAAUGUGAUACAGACGCUGGUAUAUGCUGGGAGUGUAAAGCGCUUAUCACAAAGUUUACAAAGUUUAAGAUGCAAGUUUUAAAAGCGCAGAAGUUGAUUAGAACAAAUUUGAAGAACAAUGCAUUAAGUAAUUUAAAAAGUUACACAAAAUGCGGAUAUGACAAUAUCUAUGACCAUGACAACAGGAAAGUUGAUAGCAUUACGGUAAAAGAGGAGAUUUCUUAUACUGAAAGUAGUGAUACAGAGAACUUCAAUGGUGACGAAUCAGUAACUGUUAAUAGUCAUAACGAACUUCAAGAUAUAAAGAAUGAAACAAAUGAAGCGAAUGAAAUCAGCAGAGAAAUAACAAAAAAGUUAGAGAGGCAUCUUAAAUUGAAUCAUAAGGAAACUAAGGAGAAACCAAUAGUCAAAGUUAGUAAUGUGAACAAGAAUGUAGAUAUUAGGGAUAAAAUUGUUAAAAUUACAUUAUCGGAUCAUGAAAUGUUAAAUAGUAGGGAGUUGAAACGAAAUCAACCGAAUUUUAAGAAGUUACCGUUUAAAUGUGAUACAUGUGUGCUCGGCUUUAUGAGGGAGGACACAUGUCAAAUGCAUUGGAACCAGAAACAUCAUGAGGCUAUAGGCCGUAUUAAGUGCGACAUCUGUUCAGUACGUUUCACAAAACAGAGUUUGCUAUCAAGCCAUCGUGAAAGGCACUACACUAUAUAUAAGUGUGUUUUAUGUAAAUAUGAAUCCACAUUUUACAAAGCAGCUGUGAACCAUUGCCAAUUGAAGCACGAUAAGGAUAGACAAGGUCUAAUACACUGUGGGCAGUGCUCUGUAACAGUUGGAACAGGAGAUGAAUUAACAAGACAUAUUGAUGAAUAUCACAUGUUGGAUUGUAACCUGUGCGGGCAGAAGUUUAAGAAGAAGAACAUAUUGAGGUCUCAUAUAAUUCGAAUCCAUUCAUCCAAUCGAGCGUAUAUAUGCGAUGUCUGUUCGAAGACUUUCAAAACGAAAUCACGCCUGGAAACGCACAUAACCUCACAUAAUAAGGCCAUAGCGAAAAAAAUGGCCUAUUGCAGUAAAUGUAAAGUUCAGUACAAGAAUAUACACGUAUAUAGGAACCAUUUGAAGAAUAGUACGAAUCACUCCGAAAGGCAAUAUCAUUGCAAGGAAUGCAAUAAAAAGUUCGCAUCAAAAGCGUACUACCACAAGCACUACGACUUCUUUCACUUGCGUAAGUCUGCCUCGAAGUGCGACGUCUGUGAUAAGAUUUUCAUAUCAGACUGGCGUUUAAGAAACCACAAGCAAAAACACCAUGGUCUCGACAGAACCAGAGACCAUUCUUGCAAUGUAUGCGAUAAAACAUUCUAUACGCUGGCAACGCUGAAAAAUCACAAGCUAACACAUUCAGAAGAGAGGUCGUACAUGUGCGAAGACUGCGGGGACACGUUCAAGCAACGACCGGCGCUCUACACGCACAUACGGAUAAUGCACAGACAGACAAAAAUUUGACAAAAACACGCACAAUCUACAUGUAAAUAAAGCUGUAAUAAAACAUCAU